Wallemia mellicola CBS 633.66 is the source of this 2766-nucleotide messenger RNA. RefSeq names its product RIC1-domain-containing protein. NCBI's taxonomy places the organism in Eukaryota, Fungi, Basidiomycota, Wallemiomycetes, Wallemiales, Wallemiaceae. The transcript has 3 exons. The coding region runs from base 171 to 2690 and encodes 839 amino acids. Gene Ontology annotation, biological process: intracellular protein transport; retrograde transport, endosome to Golgi. Gene Ontology annotation, cellular component: Ric1-Rgp1 guanyl-nucleotide exchange factor complex; Golgi membrane; cytosol. The record is from RefSeq and is a predicted model, not a curated record.
CGUUGGCGAAAUUUAUUAGAGAUGAGAGCGAGAUUGAUAGAUGGGGAUAUAAUGCGAAUAUAAAGGUAUCAUUAGACAAUCGUACGAUUGUUGUAUCCACGGAUAAUAGCUAUCUCUUGGUUUAUCACCUAACCGUCUCCAGCAAUAGCGUCUACAAGUACGUCAAUCAAAUGAGUUUGGUUAAUACUUUCAAAUCACAUCCUAACGUGAAAGAGCAUCAAUUACGUCUACAUAAAUGCUAUAAGAUUGUAGACGAUAUCUUCUCUUACGAAAUUACCUACAAUGAUAUCCUUAUCGCAACAAAGAAUUAUAUCAAAAUUAUCACUGUAAACAAAGGUGUUAAUGAAACUGCUUAUCAGAAUCUAAGUUGGUUGGAAUCUCCAGAUUCACCAAUAUGUCAUAUUAGCUUCUCCCAACACUUCAACUCCUUCAUUUUUAUCAGCCAGGAUGGCCAUGCAUAUUAUGCUCACCUUGAUAGUGAAUGGAAAGGUUGCUGUAUAGCUAAACCACCAACGACCGCAGUUGUGUCGUCAUUCAAUGAACAGUUUUCACUCAUUUCAAUAGGAACUUCAGAUGGAAAAGUACUGAAUUUCGCAAUACGUCCGAAUAACGAAGCACCGAUUCAAUCUCAUACGUUCUCUGAGAAUUCAACAAUUGGUGCUGUUAAACAAUUAAAUUGGACACAUGAUGGAUACGCUUUAGCAAUAGCCUAUGAAAACUCUUGGUCAAUCAGAUCCAUCUAUGGUAGGAUUUUAGUACCAACUUCGGAUGAUUUACUGUCUUUUAUACCAAAUUCUUCGCAAAGAAUACAGAAAUUUCAAGAUAGACACAUUUGGGGUUUAAAAAAUAUAUUCUGGGGUACGCAGUCACUAGAAAUAUACCUUCUUAUCAGAAAUGCUGAUGAAUCGCAUCAACUUUUUGUUAUACCUCUAGCAAAAUCUGCAGUAACAACUCAACAUUCACCAGAUAAUACGAGAUACGCAUUUUUACAAAUGUAUGAUAAGUUAUUAGUUUAUAGAGGUGCAGACCAAUCAGAUCUAUCAGUUAUAAAUCCAGAAUCUGAUGUUUGGGAAUCGAUAAAAAUACCAUUAGAUUACUUACAUACUCAAUUCCCUAUUAAAUACUCUUCGAUAAGUUCAAAUGGUAAAUUUGUUGCAGUAGCUGGGAGAAAUGGUUUGGCACACUACUCGACUACAUCGAAAAAAUGGAAAUUGUUUAAUAGUGAGGUUGAUGAGCAAAGUUUCAGCGUUUCUGGUGGUAUGGUAUGGUUUAACCAUAUUUUGAUAGCAAGUGUCAUUACCGAAACUAAUGAAUAUCAAUUACGGUUGUACUCAAGAGAUCAAGAUUUGUCAACUAGAGUUGUACUUUAUAUUGAAAAUAUACCCAGUCGUAUCUUACUAACAUCCUUAUUUGAAAAUGCUUUACUAGUUUAUACUGCUGACAACACAAUUCAUCAUUAUUUAAUUACACCAACAAACGACUCUAUUACGUUAAACCUUGCGAACAUAAUAAGUUUCCAAGGUGUUGUCAGUAAUCCUACAAGAGUAAGAGGAAUGUCAUGGAUGAUACCUCCAUCACAACGCAAACUAGGUGAUCCGAUUGAUGAUCUUACAGUUGCAACAAUAAUAUUCCUAAUUGAUGGAAAGCUUGUUUUAUUAAGGCCUCGAAGAAUCGCUCAAGAUCAGGUAAAAUAUGAUAUGCAGGUCUUAUCGGACGGUAUAGAAUAUUAUUGGACGCAUUUGAAUGGUAUUGGAGCUUUAGAAAAUAGUUUAUGGGGUGUUGACGGACAAGGAAUCAGAUUAUGGCUAGAUGCCCUCACACUUACACAAUCUGAACGAGAAAAAGCCCGUAAUUCUCAAAAUUCAAACCUCGAAAUUGUCAAAGAGAGUGUUCGUAUUGAGUUGGAUUUCUAUCCUCUAUCAGUAUUAAUGGAUAAAGGAAUUUUAAUUGGUGUUGAUCAUGAAGCUAGUCUAAGAGGGAAUUUACCUUUCAUAUCAUACAAGAUACACACUAAUACUCAUUUAUUCUUACAUCAUACUAUUAGAUUCUAUUUAAUGAGGGGAUCACUGAAAGAGGCUGUGAUAUUCGCCAACAAUUAUAGUGACCUAGUAUAUUUCCCACAUACUCUUGAAAUUCUGUUGCACUCAGUUCUAGAAGAGGAGGCUGAUGCGGAUGUGUCAAAUAAUCUAUUGCCUUUAGUAAUAGAAUUUCUAGAUCAUUGGGAUUGCGCGUUACAGGUUGUAGUUGGGUGCGCAAGAAAGACUGAGAUGAGUAGAUGGUCAUAUCUAUUUGAUGUGGUUGGAGCACCAAGAGAGUUAUUUGAGAAGUGCCUCAAGGCUCAUCAAUUGAAAACUGCCAGUAGUUAUUUGUUAGUUUUACAUCAUUUAGAACAACUUGAAGGUACCGAUGAUGCUUUCAAACUUCUUCAUAAAGCCUUAGUUGGUGGUGACUUGAUAUUAUCAAAAGAGAUAAUCAGGUUUUUACAUUCAAUAGAUCCAUCGGGAGUUUAUAUGCAGAACAUUAUGGAUUUGAUCGAUAACCUGAAGAAUACCUUACCAGAGAUCAGUAACAACAUACCUGUUAACGGAUUAAGUCAACUAGAUGAAGAGGACGAAUAUAAUCUGACAUUGCAAAGAACAUUUUCUGCUAGAAAAAGAGAAGGAUUGGGUAUUACACUAGAAGAAGAAUAGAUUUUUAAUUGUUAUUUUAUUUUUAGUGUUCUGAUGUAUUUAUUAAUGAAUAAUGUGGGGCCAGCUUUCGACAUUA